Molecule: messenger RNA, 1800 nt
Organism: Musca domestica (house fly)
Lineage: Eukaryota; Metazoa; Arthropoda; Insecta; Diptera; Muscidae
Product: cytochrome b5-related protein
Exons: 4
Coding region: 461-1762 (433 amino acids)
Biological process (GO): lipid metabolic process
Cellular component (GO): mitochondrion
Molecular function (GO): heme binding
Source: RefSeq, a predicted model, not a curated record
GUACAGAAAAGCAUUGGAAGACAGAAUUGAAGCUUUAAAUCAUGAGAUACCAGCCGAAAUGUAUGUGAAAAUUGUACUAAGCGGAUGGGCCAUUUGAGGCGCACUUACGGUCAACAUUUGCAUGAAAUAUUCUUCAAACAUUAAAUUAUAUGGGUCGAACUAUCAAUUCAAAUAACGAUGCCAUGCAUUUUUCUGAAUGUAUUGUUAUUUUUGAAAUACCUUCUCAUAGCAGGUCUCACACAAAGUCAAAAACUGCAAAAUUAAACAUGGGAGCCCCCAUGCCCAUCGGCAAUGCUGUGCAAAAAAAAUUUGCAUAAAAUUUCCAUCCAUUGAAGGUCCGACAUGCCGUCAAUUUAUAUAAUUCUAUUCAAAAGUGUUUUAUCAAAUUUCCAUUCGUUUGAAACCAACCGACCUGCAGAUAUCAAGCAAAACGCAAAAAAAAACGAACAACAAAUGCAAAAUGCCCUCGGGAGAGACUUGCAAAAAAUCAGCUAUAGCUCUCAAACCUCUUACCUAUCGUAAGCAGAUUUUCUCAACCAUACCAAGAUGGCUAGAAGGCAAACGCCAAGAUGAUGAAGCCGAAGAUCUAUGGCGCAUUUAUGACAAUUUAUAUGAUCUCCAUGGGUUUAUCAACCAUCAUCCAGGUGGUAAAUUUUGGUUGCAACAAACCAAGGGAAUGGACAUAACCGAAGCCUUCGAAACGCAUCACAUUAGGGCAGUGCCUCAGGCCCUGUUGGAUAAGUAUUUCGUGCGUAAAGCUUCAAAGCCAAGAAACUAUAUUUUGACAUUGGAGGAAAAUGGAUUUUAUCGUACGCUUAAGAGGCGUGUUGGGGCACAGCUAGAUGAGAUGGACUAUAGCCCCCGGCGAAGGACGUAUCUCUACCACUUGGCCCUUCUCGCUGCCAGUGUGAUAUUAUCUCUAAUUUCAACACGCCUGGACAGUAUGCUAGUGGAGGCAUUAACUGGCCUACUUAUAGUUUGGCAAGCCGUGGCAGCUCACAAUUAUUUCCAUCAACGUGACAACUGGCAAAUGUAUAGCUUCAAUUUGACCCUAAUGAAUUUUGCCGAUUGGCGUAUAUCUCAUGCGCUGUCGCAUCAUAUCUAUACGAAUUCUUUAUAUGAUUUGGAAAUGACCCUUCCCGAACCAUAUCUAUGUUGGAUACCCAGUAAGGAGGUGGCAACUAAGACAUGGCGCAUUAUUUCCAUAUUUCUUCAACCCGUGGUUUAUGCUCUGCUAUUUUUUGCCAGCUUUUCACAAAGGGUAUUCCGAUCGAUUGUAAACAAAAACGAACUCUAUUGGCAUGACAUAAUUGGCUUCAGCUUACCGGCCCUAAUGUGGUUGUGUUCUCCAUUAUCAGCGGCCGAGGUGCUCCUUAAAUGGUGCCGUAUUAUAAUGUUUGCCAGUUUUAUUUUCAGUUUAAUUAGUUUCAAUGGCGCCCAUCAUGUCUCAGAUAAUUAUCAUGAUGGAGAUGCCUUGCCUUCACAACUCGAUUGGGGUCUCUAUCAAUUGACAACGAUCACAGAUCGCAGCGACAUUAAGGGCAAUCACUUUUGGGCUCUAACACAUUUCGGAGAUCACAUUUUGCAUCAUUUUUUCCCAACCCUGGAUCAUGGUAUGCUGUCGCAAUUGUAUCCGAUUCUGCAGAGUACUCUGGAAGAGGUCAAUGGUUCUGAACCGAGAGAGCUUUCAUUUGUGCAGCACAUAAUCGAACAAAAUAAACAGCUGCUAAGAAUGGAACCGAAUCCGCGGGGACAUUUUUAAGAGGAAAAUAUUAAAAAAAAAAUAAAGGAAACAAUUAU